AUGAAUAACGAAUACGAUUACUUGUUCAAGUUGUUGUUGAUCGGAGACUCCGGUGUCGGAAAGUCCUGUUUGUUGUUGCGUUUUGCCGACAACACCUACACCCAAGACUACAUCUCCACCAUCGGAGUGGACUUCAAAAUUAGAACCAUCGAGCUCGACGGCAAGACCAUCAAGUUGCAGAUCUGGGACACUGCCGGCCAGGAGCGGUUCAGAACCAUCACCUCUUCAUACUACCGUGGUGCCCAUGGUAUCAUUAUUGUGUACGACGUCACCGACCAGGAGUCCUUUAACAACGUCAAGCAAUGGUUACAGGAGAUCGACCGUUACGCCACUGGCGGUGUCAUGAAGUUGUUGGUCGGUAACAAGGCAGACUUGUCUGACAAGAAGGUGGUCGACUACACCGCCGCCAAGGAGUUCUGCGAGGCCAUGGACAUUCCAUUCUUGGAGACUUCGGCCUUGUCGUCAUCCAAUGUCGAGCAAGCGUUCUACACAAUGGCUAGACAGAUCAAGGCACAAAUGACCAGCAAUGCCGGCGCCAACACUGCUGCCAACGCCAAGUCCAACGUUAACUUGAAGGGUCAAUCUUUGACUAACGGCCUGGGCGGCUCUUGUUGUUAA
Messenger RNA from Australozyma saopauloensis, 618 nucleotides. RefSeq names its product Rab family GTPase (gene YPT1). Gene Ontology annotation, biological process: vesicle-mediated transport. The transcript has a single exon. The coding region runs from base 1 to 618 and encodes 205 amino acids. NCBI's taxonomy places the organism in Eukaryota, Fungi, Ascomycota, Pichiomycetes, Serinales, Metschnikowiaceae. The record is from RefSeq and is a predicted model, not a curated record. Gene Ontology annotation, molecular function: GTP binding; GTPase activity.